Culex pipiens pallens (northern house mosquito) is the source of this 3891-nucleotide messenger RNA. RefSeq names its product proton channel OtopLc (gene OtopLc). Gene Ontology annotation, cellular component: membrane. Bases 708 to 3647 code for a protein of 979 amino acids. The transcript is spliced from 8 exons. Lineage: Eukaryota; Metazoa; Arthropoda; Insecta; Diptera; Culicidae. Gene Ontology annotation, molecular function: proton channel activity. The record is from RefSeq and is a predicted model, not a curated record. Gene Ontology annotation, biological process: proton transmembrane transport.
UUUUUGGUGGGUGGGGGUUGAAAGCCAGCUUCCUGGAAGUGAGUUGAGUGGAGAAGGUGGUGGGGGAAAAUGCAAUUGACGCGCAGUGGUGGUAAAGGAUGUUAUAAUUGAGUUUCCAUGUAAAGUCUGGAUGUCCUGAACUGGGAGCUGGGUUCUGGACGGUGACGAGGACUUCCCGGAAAUUGGGAAUUUUCCUCUGGAAGGCUCAAAGGGAGAAGAUAACCUGUGUGAAAGAAAAGGUGAAAAAUUGGCAAAUUGUGGGGCCUUCCGGGAAGGUAGGGGCAGUUUGUAGUAGCGCGCACGGUUGCAUACCUUCAGGCGUAAAGAUGUGACAACGGCCUCUAUCGGCAUUUUGCGAAUUCGGCGUGUUUGAGUGUGGUAGUGUUUUUGGGAGGUUCACCGUGAUAACACAACCCCGGAAGAGUGUGUGACACAACUCACACAACCGCAGAAAAGGACGAAGAUCUCUCACCAUAGCUACGCAGAGUCUGUGUGUCCGCUGGCGUCGCUGUAUUGUGUUGUUUGGGUCCUCCACGGUUUUUUUUACACGUCUUACACACUCCCAGGACCCGGAGCAACCGUACGCUCACUCUCCAGCGUGCGUAGUGAAAGUGCUUUCACUUCCCACCCCACCAUUCUCAAGAACAAGAAGAAAAAGGUCGUCCAUUGACUGAGUGUGACGGAACGUAUCGAGUCAGCAAGUCGCCAUGGACAGCUCGCCGGAUUUGUCGCUGAAGCUGCGCCGCGGGUCCAGCGAUUCGCGGGACUCGUUCUACAUGGACUUUGCCCAGGGCAUCGACUCGGACAUCGAGGACGUGGUCACGCAGGCUUCCGGUGGAGCCCUUCCGGCCCCUCCCUAUCAGCAGCAGCAGACGGACACGGGGAGUGUCACUACGCCCGGCAGUGUCACCCUGGCGCCGAUUACCGCCAGCAGUACGGCGAGCAUUCCGGACAUUACGAUCCUGUCCGGAGGGCCAGCGGGGUCGAUCUGCGGGGCGAGUGAAAUAAUCCCCGAAGAUCUGGAAGAGGACGAAGUCCUCCCGCUAGAGGAGGAAGAACCUGUCACAACCGGAGUUCAACCUGCGGUGGACUAUGAUGAAGACAUCGAGGACAUGGACGACCUGGAGCCGGUUCCGCCACCCAUGCCGGACCUGGCGGACCACACGCCGAUGGUGCUGCCGUUGCCGCCGCUGCCCAGCUUGGAUAUUGACGACAGGGACAUCGACCUACCAACGCAGCCCAUCAUGCCCUCCCCCUCAGUUCCUCAGAACGCGAUCGUAUCGCCGGAGACCUUCAGCAAUCACUCCUCUCCAACGCAGUCCUCCCAGCACCUCCCAACGGUCCCAAUAACCUCGCAACCCCUACCCACACCUCCUCCACCACCUCCCCUCUUAUCCGAAGCCCAAUCCCACCCUCAGUUGCCCCAACUCCCGCAAGACUACCAUACCACGAUCGCCGUGGAGUCCGAAUCCGCGCUAAGUUCCUCGAUCGGAACCGGUGGCAGCAAAACCCACCUCGGAUCUUCCACAACCUCCUCCGCGGGUGGCCCUUCCACGUUCCAGCGGGUCCCGACGCCAACCCAAAGCGUAAAAACGCCACCCUCGGUGGUCAUCAUUCCCGGCGGCGGUCCCGGAUGUUCCACGACCCCUUCGACUAGUGAUGCCGGCGGCAGCAGGCCAGCAGGUCCAAGCGGAGGACCCUCGCCGGUAGCCGGCCCGUACCACUACCAGCAGCGACACCAGCCCGGAGGAUCACCACUGGCCCAGGUGGCCACGCCCUCCACGACGGUCGCCACUCCGGCCCAGCACCAUCUGGCGGUGCUGUACCACUCCUCGCACCAUCACCAUCUGCAUCCGAUUCUGAACACGACCCGGCGGCCGUCCCGACUCCCGGAACCGAUCUACUACCAGCAGCAAAGGGAGGUGAAGCCUGGAGAAGCGUUGGCCACGACCUUGUCGGCGCUCUACGGGAAGCUGCUGGUGGUGAUGGGGAUCGCGUUUCCGAUGGCCGAGGUUAUCUCCACGUACAUUCCGCCCUCGUUUUAUGAGGGCUUCUACCUGUAUCUCUACAUCGGCAGCAUGGUGUUCCUCCUGUUUAUGUACACGACACUGCUCUGGGGCAAACCAAAGACUCCCCCUCCCGUCAAAAAACAACCCACCAAGGCGGCGAUAAUCCACCGGACGCAGAGCACGACCUGCUCGACGGACAGCGGCGAGCGGUCCGACAGCGAGGACGACACGGUCAGUUCGGAGCCCAAGGUCAUGAUCCCGACGCAGCGAAUGUCGAUGGCGUCGGCGGCGGCCGCCUCCCGCAUUCAGCACUUUGGCAGCUUCUACCUCCGGAUGGGGGCCGUCGCCUUCGGCAUCGGCAGCAUGAUCUACUCGGGGCUGGAGUUCGGGCAGUACUUUGAGUUGGAACGGGACACCAAGUGCCACAACGUGCUGCUCGCGCUGACGCCGGCCACCCGAAUGGCGUUCAUCUUCAUUCAGAUGUAUUUCAUCUUUCUAAACAACGAGCAAAUCAAAGUCUAUCGGCACAAGAUUUUGGCCCGGUUCGGACUGAUGCACAUGAUUGGCACCAACCUGUCGGUGUGGUUUUCGGUGCUGAUCCAGGAGACCAAGCACGAGAUACUGACGUUCUACAAUCCGGAGAACCGAACGUUGCGGAUUUCGCACCGAUUGGGUAACAAAAUGAUCCCUCACCCGGUGGAAUCCAUCGCCCACCUGCGGGUCGCCCGUGGCCUCAAAGGUCCCCACAACAUCUUCGAGUGCCGCCGCUCGAACAUCAUUGGAACUCUGGUCCAGGAUGCGUCCCCAUUCCUAUUUCCCUGUACCAUCGAGUACUCACUCAUCUGCGCCGCCAUCUUGUACGUCAUGUGGCGCAGCAUAAGCCGACCCCAAUCGGAACCACCCCAACGGCAAGAGAGCCUCCAUCCGCUCAAGAGGUCACCCCAUCACUACUCGGUGGACUGCGCGGGUGCCCACAAAGGACUGUUCAUCGGGAUUCUGAUUCUGGUGCUGACGAUCAUCUCGUUGAUCCUGUUCUUCGUGCUGAUCUCCCGGCCCGAGUUUGUCAGUUUGGCCGUGACGGAGGUCAACAUCUGCGAGUUGACGCUGUACGGAACGACGACGGCCGCAACGCUGAUCGGGAUGAUUCAGGUUCGCCACAUGCAGUACGACGCCUUCCGGAGUUUCAGCCUGGACGACAUCCUACUCGUCGGUGGCCAAACCGGCUCCUUCCUGUACAGUACCUUCACCGUGAUCGGCGGCCAGUUCAUGAUGCGCAAGGACACGGUCCUGGUUCUGAUCACCGCCCUGGCGUCCCUCGUCGAGACCGCCUGCCAAACCAUGUUCAUCCUGGACGCCAGCCGGCGAUCCGCCGCAACCCAGGAGCACAUCCGGAAGAAACCGGGCCGGGAAAUCGUCACCUUCCUCCUCGUCAGCAACCUGGCCAUGUGGGCCAUCAACACGCUGGAAAAGUCCCGCGCCGAGUCGCAUCCCAUCCAGCUGCACUUUUACGGCCUCUGGGCGUGGACCAUCAUCACGCACGUGUCGAUGCCGCUGGCCAUCUUCUACCGGUUCCACAGCACCGUUUGUCUGUGCGAAAUUUGGAAGCGGGCCUACAAAAUGAAACCGGCUUACAUGUAAUCUAAUCGCCGCCGUUCGAAAGGGGUGCGGGCAGGAGGACUCACUUUCAAGUGUGUUCGAAGCAAUUUGGAAAGGAAGAAACAUUCGCUGAGCAGUUCUCUGUGAAAUCGAAAGUCGAUUUGUUUUCUAUUUGACUUAGUUUUGGUUUGGGAGUUUUUAAUGAAAAUCGUUUGCUCAUGUUCCUUUUUCACAUACUUAUGAUUUUGGAUAUGAUUUUUUUUUCAAAAAAAUCUCAUUAAAAAUA